Molecule: messenger RNA, 1669 nt
Organism: Penaeus monodon (black tiger shrimp)
Lineage: Eukaryota; Metazoa; Arthropoda; Malacostraca; Decapoda; Penaeidae
Product: hemicentin-1-like
Exons: 9
Coding region: 78-1532 (484 amino acids)
Source: RefSeq, a predicted model, not a curated record
CCGGUGCGCUCAGAGCGGGUGAGGACUCAAACCCCAGCACCGUGCAUGGUAGGAGGGAGACCUUACCGCUCGCAGUCAUGUUGGUAUGGGUGUUACUGCUAACGUCUCUGGCGGCGGCCGCAGAGAAUGAAAAUCCUUCUGCCAUUGUUGCGAAACUCACCGUCGCGAAGCUGAAAGAAGUCAUGAAGGAAGUGGUGACAGAAGUACUCAAUCAGAGAGAUAGGACUGCAAGGAACAAUGCAGCUCGGGAUAUUCCUCUGCACAAUAACUGCACUGAUUCGAGUGAAUACAACGACUGCCACUUAGUUGUGCGGAAAAACUUAUGUAAUGGGACAGAGUAUUUUGCUCGUUACUGCUGCCGGUCGUGCACUCUGGCCAAACAGCUUCCCACUUAUGGCCCUCAUCUGCGGCAUGUGGCUGAAGCGCCCAUCGUGGCCAACAUACAGAAGGGGAAGACGGUGUUCCCUCGCGGGGCAAAGGUCACGAUCAACUGCGACGUGGCAGGGUAUCCGGCGCCAGAAGUAGUGUGGAUGCGCACCAACUCUACUAUUACUAGCUCAGACAAGUACCAGUUAAAAGUGAGAGCAACACCUGGGCCUUUGAUCCAGAAACUGCAGGCAGAUCUCACCAUCAAAGACUUCUCCAACAAUGACAUGGGCACCUACACCUGUAUGGCCAUCAGUCGCGUAGGACUCACCAAAAACAGUAUUGAUCUAUCUCAGGAGUUCCCUGUGCAAGCGGAGAUCACAACCGAAGUCAUUACCUAUCCUGUCGGGGCUGAGAUAACCCUCAACUGUCAGGUCCAUUCCUACUUGUCCUCCGCCGUCACCUGGUACAAUGGCGAGGACCUGGUUGUGGAAUCCGAAAAGUUUAAAAUAGUAGAGAGAAAAAUGAAAGAAAAUACCUUUGAGGUGUUGCGUAGCAGACUUACCAUCGUCAAUGCCCAGAAGAAGGAUACGGGCCACUAUGUGUGCCGGGCAGCAAACGAGGAGGGAAUCGCACGCAGUUCAAAAAAGAUAUUUGUAUCAGAUGCUGUUAUUCACCCAAACUGCACCGAUAUCGCUGAACCGAAAGAAUGUGCAAACGACUACUCUAGAUGUAGCCACCAGGAAUAUGUUGCCAAGUAUUGUUGCCGCACGUGCACCAUGACGGGGAUUUUGCCGCCAUGGGGACAACAUCUCAUGACGGACGCAAAAGCGCCGCUGGAGGUGGACAUCACUCCGCCCUGGGGGACCUUCCCUUACGACUCUGUGGUGGCGCUGCACUGCACGGGCGGAUCCUAUCCGGACAAGCCGAAUGUCAGGUGGAUGAAGGACGAAACGCCCAUUCAGGAAUCCAGGAAGUAUCAAAUAAAAGAAGAGGUUGUGCAGCGCUCCUUCAAAGUGCAAGUGAUCUCCAUCCUCCGCAUCACCAACUUGCGCGUGAGUGACUCGGGCCGCUACCGUUGCGUGGCGUCGCGCGGGCCAGAGGAGAGCGAGGAUUCCGGCUUGCUGAGCUUCACGCUGAACGGAACGGCCGAAUUCUUGGAUUAGGUCCAAACGACUCGGUCUUCGACUUUUGCCACCCAAGGUCUGACUGCACGCGCUUCGUAGUGAUGAAGACUGUAGUGAUGACUGAUUCUCAGGUUUCAUGAAGGCCUUUCUCCUGUAACCAAGUGUAUUUUGUGGGA